Molecule: messenger RNA, 3776 nt
Organism: Orussus abietinus
Lineage: Eukaryota; Metazoa; Arthropoda; Insecta; Hymenoptera; Orussidae
Gene: Oatp26F
Product: solute carrier organic anion transporter family member 4A1
Exons: 13
Coding region: 207-2363 (718 amino acids)
Biological process (GO): transmembrane transport; sodium-independent organic anion transport
Cellular component (GO): membrane
Molecular function (GO): protein binding
Source: RefSeq, a predicted model, not a curated record
AGAGUGAGUGGUGAGUAGUCAAGUCGAAAGGUCGACACUCGAGUCGAGGUAAAUCUGAAAAUCGAUGUAAAACCUCCCAAAAGAAAAUCUGGACGGAAAAAUCGGAUCCUGACUAUGGACAACAACUUGAAGCCAAAGAUUUCCCGUAGAAAAGUGUCAAAAAAUCAUCUCAACUCGUGACACACCGAUUCUUUCCAAGGCUGAAGAUGACGACCGGAAUAGACAAUCCCACCUAUGCCUCGCCCGAUGUGCCGUCCGGGGUCCCGGACAUGCACGAGACGCUGUCCAGCCUGCCCGAGCAAUUCGCCGAUGGCCCGGAAAAGCAAAACGUGAAACCGGAUGUGCGGAACGAGCCGAGACACCCUCCGGAAAAUCAGAAAUGCGGAUGGCUCUGGUUCAGGCCCUUUUGUCUGCAGAAAUUUCGCACGGCGAAAUGGGCCCUCUUCUGGCUCUGCUGGGCAGGGGCCAUGCAAGGGAUGGUCGUCAACGGAUUCGUCAACGUCGUUAUCACGACGAUAGAGAGGAGAUUCGGCCUGAAGUCCUCCCAGACGGGUCUCAUCGCCGGAGGAUACGACAUCGCGAGUUUCCUGCUUCUGGUCCCCGUCAGCUAUCUGGGAGGACGGACGAAAGCUUCGAAGCCCAGGUACGUCGGGAUCGGAGUUCUGGUGAUGGGCUUCGGGAGUCUGCUCUUCGCCGCACCCCAUUACCUGGCUGGACGGUACAGGGGAGGAUCGCAGAACGAAUACUUGUGCCAGAGGGUGGCCAACGUGUCUUCGCAUUUAACAUCUUGCAAUGGCUCGGAGGAAUCCGAACUGGAGCCCCACAGUGGAUUGUAUCUGGCCAUUUUUUUAAUCGCUCAACUCUUACACGGUGCCGGCGCUUCCCCUUUGUACACCUUGGGAGUCACCUAUCUCGACGAGAACGUGUCUAAGAAAAUGUCCUCCGUUUAUCUAGGAAUCUAUUACACGAUGGCCAUUAUCGGUCCAGCCUGCGGCUACGUAAUCGGCGGAGAACUAUUGAAUCUCUAUGUCGAUUUCCUCGCCUUGGAUGCUGGGUCCCUGGGCCUGACACCUGCCAGCAACGUGUGGGUAGGUGCCUGGUGGAUCGGAUUCCUGGCAGCAGCGGUCCUCUGUUUCAUGAUCGCCGUGCCGCUCCUCGCCUUUCCAGCAUCUCUUCCAGGAUCUGAAGAGCUGGCCAAGAAGAAGAUCUCCGAGGCCCACGAGAGGACCUCUACCAACGCCAGGGUGGAGGCCUUCUCGAAAAUCCGGGAGAUCCCAAGGGCCCUUCUGGAGUUGCUUAGCAAUCCUGCCUUCUUCAUGCUGAAUCUCGCUGGGGCCAGCGAGGGAUUGCUGAUCGCCGGCUUUGCGGCGUUCCUCCCGAAGUUCAUCGAGAACCAGUUCAACGUCAGCGCCAGCUCCGCCGCGCUCCUCGUUGGUUUGGUGACCGUACCUGCCGGCGGUGGAGGCACUUUCUUAGGUGGCUACCUGGUGAAACGCUGGAACUUGCCUUGCUCCGGAAUCCUGAAGUUCUGCCUCUGUGCCACGGCUGUCUGCAUAGUUUUCACCCUGGGCUUCGCCCUUAACUGCCCAAAUUUGGAUUUCGCCGGUCUUACGGUGCCCUACAGCGGCGUCGCCAGGAAGUCUCUGUCCCUGGACAGCAGCUGCAACCGUGGAUGCGGAUGCUCGACGUCGGAAUUUAAUCCGAUAUGCGGAUCGAACGGCAUUACCUAUUACUCGCCGUGUUAUGCCGGAUGUUAUCACGCCACUCCAGUAAACGACGUCGAGGUCUACACCGAGUGCAGCUGCAUACAUGCACCCUCCUCGAACAUGACCGUCCUUUCCACGGGGUUAAGGGUGUCGUACGACGCCAUCAACACCACCUGUCCCAGUCGGUGCUCUCAUCUCUGGCUGUUCAUAGUUCUUGCAUUUUGCAACAUGACCAUGACUUUCCUGUGCACGAUGCCUGCACUCUCGUCCACCCUGAGGGUCGUCAGGCACGACCAGAGAUCCUUCGCCCUCGGGAUUCAGUGGAUCAAAGUCAGGAUCCUGGGCACCAUACCGGCUCCCAUGGUCUUCGGGGCCCUCAUUGACGAGACCUGCGUCCUUUGGCACGAGACGUGCGAGGGAAGAGGGGCGUGUCUCGUCUAUGACAAUUUUUACAUGAGUCGGUACAUGCUGGCACUGGCUUUGAUAGGCAAAGCGGCAUCCUUGCUAUUCUUUUUCCUGGCUUGGUGGUAUUACGUACCCCCUGGGGGCAGAAGAGUCAACCCCAACCCUUCGGAACCUGUGGCGACUUUGAUGGCGAACGAUGGGCCGACUAUUCAGAAUCCUCAAGCAAUGACGAAUCCCAGCAACGACACGUAGGCGUUUAUGAGGAACUAAUGGAGAACCAAUUAUGGGGGGACGGGUCUCCCAGGGUGUGAAGUUUCAGCCGAACUUCAGCAGCCGAUCUUGGGACGCUUCGACGUGGAUUCGUUUGGGAUCCUUCGGAAGCAAACGUCAGGAAAUGUUCUUUUAGAAGUAUCUCGGGGAAUCCAUUUCUAAUGUCUUUGAUACUCACCGAGGAAAGUACAUUCUGAGAAAUAUAUUUCUCUAAUAUGCGCUGUAACGAUUGAUAACGAGCGUUCCUCCCUUAUCGUGUACAUAUCUUGUUAUUGUAAUCUUGCGAGGAUAUUUCUGUGAGGGAGAAUGUAUUUUGUGAAGCCGUCACUGCCACGAUCCGGUUUGGUAAAAGGAGAUCCUUUAUUCUUUUUGAAACCUUGUACGCGAAAUUCGGGAAAGAUAUAUAUAUCUUGCAUUGUAUACUAAGGUUCAUAAGUAACCAUUUAACGAAAUUAGUUUCUCCUUAUUUUACCGAACUUAAUGUCACCUACGGUUUAAUUCACCGUCGACAUGUUUCUCUUGAGUCUAGAUAUAAUAUAUAGUUGGAGGUGUUUAGAUAAGAAGUGUACAUAUAAUAAUUAGACUUAACGCAUCGGAGUGUCGACAGAAAUAUGGGUCUUACGCGUACUUCACAGUAUUACAAGAGUUUUCGUAAUGACAUUCCACUUUGGACCUGCAGUUAUUUCUGAAAAAAAAGAAAAGAAUUCAGAUGAGUAUUUAUUUAUUACUCGGACAUUUUGCAGAAUCCUCGUUGACUAUAUAUAGAAUUAAUUAAAUGUUCCCGGAGAUGAUGAUUAGCCGUGCAGCACUUUGAAUCGUUUACAUCGCGAUGGCGUAAUGAUUUACAAGAGUACGUAAUUUACUUCCGUCGUGAAGACAUUGUUGUACAUAGUAUGCACAAAGAAUUUACAUAAUAUUGAACGGACUUUGGUAUUCAGGGAGGAGAGAAAUGCGAAUGUUUGAAAAUAUUCUGUUAAACAAUGCGCGGCGAUCGCGAGUAAGUUACGCAAUUUCGCUUACGCAUUGCGAAUUUUUUAUACCUUCUUAAUGUUUAGACAUUUUUACCGUUUCCACCGAAAUGCGGCGUUUAUUGAUGACCAAGUUGAAAUCUUUACGCAAAUGGAAGAACCUGGAAAUAUAAAUUUGUAUACACUGUGCGAAUAUAUUUCGAAGAGAAAUCUCAUUCAUCCGAUACCAUUGAAAAUACUUAACGUGUACAUUCCGUGGUGUCUCAUUGUCAUUUUACCAUCUCACCCGAAAUUUGUACUCCUUUUCUAUGGACUUUAGUGAUGUUUUCGUCGUUGUAGUUUUUUAAGAGAACACGUGUAUAAGUAGGCCACUUGUUGUUCGUCGUAGCAGUUAAAAGAAUUGAAUAAAAUCAAUUGAAGAAGUCAA